Molecule: messenger RNA, 3262 nt
Organism: Gymnodraco acuticeps
Lineage: Eukaryota; Metazoa; Chordata; Actinopteri; Perciformes; Bathydraconidae
Product: citron Rho-interacting kinase-like
Biological process (GO): peptidyl-threonine phosphorylation; actomyosin structure organization
Cellular component (GO): cytoskeleton; cytoplasm
Molecular function (GO): protein serine/threonine kinase activity
Source: RefSeq, a predicted model, not a curated record
CUCUACAAUACCAUUCCUCUGUCUCUCCUCCACUCGCUCUGUAAUCUCUGCCACAACACAUCUCUCUCUCCCUUUCUCUCUCUCUCUCCCACCCCCCACUCUCCCCCUCAGUGAGGAUGACAUCCCCAAAUUUGAUGAACCAGCGAAGCUCUCAUUCUGGCUGGUGGCUUCCCAGGGAGACCCCACAUGAUCGGGCUUACUGGACGAGGAGGUGCCGUAUCUGAGUAGCUUCGGAGAAAAGCUGUCAGCUGUAGCAGUCUCUGAAUCAGCCACUGCUUCCAUCAACUCUCUGCAAACACCGUCUCCUCCGGAUAAGUCUCAUCGAAAAACACAAAACAGAACAUUUCCAGACACAUGUCACAGGUCGAGCAGGAGGUCUCUCUGGUGCAGAGGAAGAUGUCUGACCUAGAGUCUGUGCUGCAGCAGAAAGACAUCGAGCUGAAGGAGUCAGAGACCCAGAGGAGCAUCCUGGAGCAGGACCUAGCCACCUACAUCUCAGAAUGCACUGAGUACCAUGCUCAGGUGGAGGAGAUGACGGUUUCUAUCCGUCAGCUGGAGGAGGACCUGUCAGCUGCUCGUCGUCGUAGCGACCUGUACGAGUCUGAGCUGAAAGAGUCUCGUCAGUCCAGUGAGGAUCUGAAGAGGAAGGCAGCCGAAUACCAGCUGAGGAUGCAGAAGGUCAAAGAGCAAGGCAAAGCAGACGCAGAGGAGCAGGUCGGCAAGUUGGAGAAGACCAACGCUGAGCAGCAGAGCAAGAUCCAGGAGCUUCAAGAGAAACACACCAAGUCAUUGAAGGCCAGCGCGGAGGCCUCAGAUCUGCUGCAGAGCUUCAGAGCGGCUAAAGAGCGAAGUGAGAGAGAACUGGACAGACUUCAGAACAGAGAGGAGAACAGUGACAGUCUGAGGAGACGCCUCCGAGACACUGAGGAUGGCAGGAAGACUCUGGAGAACCAGGUGAAGCGGCUGGAGAUGGUGGAGCGUCGGGAGAUUAAACUGAAGGAGGAGAUCCAGAGCAAAGCGCAGCAGAUUCAGCAGAUGGCGGAGAAGAUUCUGGUGCUGGAGGAGAAUCUGCGAGAGACUCAGGGCACCUCGCAGCGUUUAGAGACUCAUCUGAAGCAGAAGGAGAAGCUGUAUGAAGACAAGAUAAAGGUGUUGGAGGUCCAGAUGAAAGCGGACAUGGCCGAUAAGGAGAUGCUGGAGUCGAGUCAGAGCAAGUUUGAGGAGGAGGUGAGCGACAAGUGCAGCGUCAUCAGCGACCAGAAGGCGACCAUCAAUGCGAUGGACUCUAAGAUGAACAGUCUGGAGCAGAGGAUCUCCGAGCUCUCUGAGGCCAACAAGCUGGCAGCCAACAGCAGCAUCUACACCCAGAAAAACAUGAAAGCGCAGGAGGAGAUGAUCUCGGAGCUCCGGCAGCAGAAGUUCUACCUGGAGUCUCAGGCCGGGAAGCUGGAGGCGCAGAACGCUAAGCUGGAGGAACAUCUGGAGAAGAUGAGUCAGCAGGAACAGAGCAACAAGAGCCGAGUCAUGGAGCAGGAGACCAGGCUCAGAGAGCUGGGUCUGGAGCACGAGGAGCAGAAGCUGGAGAUAAAGCGCCAGGCGUCAGAUCUGAGUCUGUCUCUGCAGGAGCGAGAGUCUCAGAUCAGCAACCUGCAGGCGGCUCGGCUGGCUCUGGAGAACCAGCUGCAGCAGGCCAGGUCUGAACUGGAGGACACGACCGCUGAGGCAGAGGAGGAGAUCACCGUGCUCAGGGCUCACAGAGACGAGAUUCAACGCAAGUUUGACGUCUUGAGAGACAGCUGUGCGGUGAUCACAGAUCUGGAGGAGCAGCUGACGGCGCUGACGCAGGAUAACGCCGAGCUGAACCGGCAGAACUUCUACCUCUCCAAGCAGCUGGACGAGGCUUCAGACGAGCGGGAGGACCGGCUGCACCUCGGCCAGGACGUGGACCGGCUGAGGAGGGAGGUGGCCGACCGCGAGAUGCACCUCAACAACCAGAAACAGAACCUGGUGACCCUGAAGACCACCUGCACGAUGCUGGAGGAGCAGGUGCUGGAGCUGGAGACCCUGAACGACGAGCUGCUGGAGAAGGAGAGGCAGUGGGAAGCCUGGAGGUCGACUCUGGAGGACGAGAAGAACCAGGCGGAGAGGAGAACCAGAGACAUCCAGAGACUGCUGGACACUGAGAAACAGAACAGGCUUCGUUCAGAGCAGCGCAGCUCGGAGUCUCGUCUGGCGGUGGAGCAGGCGGUGAAGGAGCACCAAGCGGAGAUCGUGGCCCUGCAGCAGGCGCUCAAAGACCAGAAGAUCCAGGCUGAGAGCCUCACCGACACCAUGAACGAUCUGGAGAAGAAGCACGCCAUGCUGGAGAUGAACGCCCACAGUCUGCAGCAGAAGCUGGAGGGAGAGAGGGAUCUGAAGCAGAGGCUGCUGGAGGAGCAGGAGAAGCUGCAGCAGCAGACGGACGCUCAGAAGACGCACAUCUUCCGGCUGACCCAGGGUCUGCAGGAUGCUCUGGACCAGGCUGACCUGCUGAAGACCGAGAGGACCGACCUGGAGUACCAGCUGGAGAACGUCCAGGCGGUGUACUCCCAUGAGAAGGUGAAGAUGGAGGGAACCAUCACGCAGCAGACCAAGCUCAUCGACUUCCUGCAGGCCCAGGCGCACGGGGGCUCCAAGAAGAAGAAGGGUCUGUUUGGCCGUCGUCGGGAAGACCUUCUGGCUGCCAUGGCUGCUCAGGCUCAGAAUCAGAGUCAGAAUCAGAGCCAGGUCCAGGGUCAGGGUCCGGUGUCCCCGCUGCCCUCCAUCCAGCCGGUGCCUCUGCAGUACAGCGACAUCAAGCUGGCUCUGGACAAAGAGAGGAGUCGCAGCACGGAGCUGGAGGAGGCGCUGCAGAAGAUGAGAGGAGAGCUGCGCUCCCUGAGGGAGGAGGCGCUGCAGUAUAAGGACCACGGGAGCUCUGGGACCCCGGCCUCCGCUCGGCAGCAGAUGAUCCUGUCGGCCAUGGUGAAGUCUCCUGAGCACCAGCAGGGCCCCCCCGCCCUGAACCCCUCCAACUCUGAGCGCAGGAAGAACACCGCCACACCCGAGGAGAGAAGGAGGGUCACUUUUGAAAAGUUCAGCCGGCGCCUGAAGGACAGUCAGAGGGAGCGUCUGCACCACAACACGGCGCACCGCUUCUCCGUGGGGCUCAACAUGAGGGCCGCCAAGUGCACCGUGUGCCUCGACACCGUGCACUUCGGACGCCAGGCGGCCACCUGCCUCG